AUGGUUUCAGCGAGGGCAAUUCCGCAAAACGCGGAAAAGGGGGUUCCAGAAAUAGGCAAUUAUGCCACCGCUCGAAAAACACUCGGACACCCUGCAAGCAACAACAGAAACAGAGGAUCAGGGGCGAAAGGGAGAUCGUGCAGAAUGUCACACGCAGGUUCAUACGACUCUUCUCACUCUCAAUCUGUCAUGACCGAGGACGAGGAAGACUGGGAGGACUACGUGAAGGGCGGAUAUCACCCGGUACACAUUGGCGAUGCAUUUUCCGAUGGCAGGUACAUCGUCGUCCGCAAGCUUGGCUGGGGUCAUUUUUCCACCGUCUGGCUCGCCCGAGAUACAAAAAUGAACCGUCAUGUCGCCCUCAAGGUCGUCAAGUCUGCCCCUCGGUACACCGAGACGGCCCUCGACGAGAUCAAGCUUCUGCAGCGGCUAAUCACUUCCUCAACACCGCCAGUACAACCCUCCACUACCAAUCCGCACCCACCACCAUCACCCUCCCAGACCCACCCAGGUCGUUCGCACGUUAUCUCCUUCCUCGACCACUUCCGUCACAAGGGUCCCAACGGCACCCACGUCUGCAUGGUUUUCGAGGUGCUCGGCGAAAACCUGCUGGGGCUCAUCAAACGCCAUCAAAACAAGGGCGUGCCCAUGCACCUAUGCAAACAGAUCGCGAAGCAAAUUUUACUCGGGCUGGACUACAUGCAUCGCUGUUGCGGCGUCAUUCAUACUGACCUCAAACCGGAGAACGUGCUGGUCUGCAUCGAGGACGUCGAGUCGAUUAUCCAGGCUGAGCUAGCAGUGCAGUCCACGUCCGCAACGCCUCCGCCAACGCGGCUCGUUGGCGUACCCCCGUCACGCGGGCGGGGCGGUAAUCAGACGCCGCGCUCCGAGUCGGUGUUCAUCACGGGCUCCCAGCCGCUCCCGUCGCCGUCAUCGUCGUUCGGCUCGUCCUCGCACCUCGACCGCUGGGCGUUCGGGAUGAGCAAGAUCGACGGCGACGGUGGUGAUGGCGGCGAUGCUCAGCCGGGCUCGCUCGGGAGCGACAAGCGAGAAGAUUCGACCGAGGUCGCGACCGAGCGCAUAUCCAACGUCACCCUCGACGGGUCCCCCUUCGGCGGGAAGGCGCGCACGCGCCCCGAUACCAAGCCCGCCGCGGGGCCAUCAUUGCUUUCGCGGCAGGCCCCGCCGCACGCGGGCCCGUCGAACGCACCCCCACCUUAUUCGUCCGAGCCCAGCAGCCUACAAGAAGGCCCCGCACCGGAGCUCGAUGCGAUGCUUGGCACAAGCGCUAUGUCCGUCGACUCCAUGCCUCUUCUGGACGGCACGGAGAAGAUUACGGUCAAAAUCGCCGAUUUGGGCAAUGCGACGUGGGUGGAACACCACUUCACGGAUGAUAUACAGACGCGGCAGUAUCGCUGUCCUGAGGUCAUCCUCGGAGCAAAGUGGGGUCCCAGCGCAGAUAUUUGGAGUGUCGCUUGUGUCAUUUUCGAGCUUCUUACUGGUGGAGACUACCUCUUCGACCCCGCAUCGGGAUCCCGGUACAGCAAGGACGAUGAUCACAUCGCACAAAUCAUGGAGCUCAUGGGCGAGAUCCCGAAGAGUAUCGCAUUUUCAGGCAAAUAUAGCUCGGACUUUUUCAACCGUAAAGGUGAGCUCCGGCACAUCCAGAAGCUGCGUUUUUGGCCGCUCGAGGCGGUGCUGCACGACAAGUACCUACUCCCGAAGGACGAAGCGGACCUGAUCGCGUCGUUCCUGACGCCGAUGCUGCGCCUGCACCCGGACAAGCGCGCGCCCGCAAGCGAGCUCGUACAUCACAAGUGGCUCGACGGCGUCGUCGUGCAGGGCGAGAUCGACGUCAUGCGGCGCGCGGAGGACGAGCGCCGGCGGAAGCAGGCCGCGGCGGGAGCGAUUGCGGCGGGCGGGGGCCGCGAGAUGCACCUCCCUGUCCGCAAGGACUCGAACGCGGACGCGAUGAAACCGGUGGACGUGGACGAGCUCGGGGCGAUGAGCGGGGAGAUGGACGUCGUCGUGCCCGUGCCGAAGUUGUCGACGCCCGUUCCGUCUACAGCGGAUGCGAAGGAGAACGUGCAUGCACCUGGACAUUCGCGGACGGGCAGCGGCGUACCGAUAUUACAUGCGCUCGCUAAUGGGAAGCCGCCGCCCGUUGGACAUGGUGCGCCGCGUGGGUGA
Sparassis crispa is the source of this 2190-nucleotide messenger RNA. RefSeq lists its product as hypothetical. Gene Ontology annotation, biological process: protein phosphorylation; regulation of mRNA processing; spliceosomal complex assembly. The record is from RefSeq and is a predicted model, not a curated record. The coding region runs from base 1 to 2190 and encodes 729 amino acids. NCBI's taxonomy places the organism in Eukaryota, Fungi, Basidiomycota, Agaricomycetes, Polyporales, Sparassidaceae. The transcript is spliced from 8 exons. Gene Ontology annotation, molecular function: protein kinase activity; ATP binding.